CCUCACCUGAGCACCCAAAAAGAAAGAAAGAAUAUAAAAAAAAAUGGUAGGAAUCCAAGCCAUGCAAAGGCGGGAGAAGCCACUCAGUUCGGCUGCCAUCCUUGCCCUCGCCACUGCCAAUCCAUCCAAUGUGGUCGAGCAAAGCACCUUCACCGACUACUACUUCCGCAUCACCAAUAAUGAAGAUAAUCUAGCUCUCAAAGAGAAAUUCCAACGCAUUUCCACCAAGACAACAGUGAGGAAGAGACAUCUCCAUUUAACGGAAGAAAUACUGAAAGAAAACCCAAACAUGUGUGAAUACAUGGCACCGUCACUGGACGCACGGCAAGAGAUAGCAAUCUCCGUCUUACCUAACCUCGCCAGAGAUGCUGCCGAGAAAGCACUAAAAGAAUGGGGCCGGCCACGAGAUGAAAUCACACACAUGAUCUUCUGCUCUACAACCGGCGCCGACAGCCCGGGAGCUGACUAUAGACUGCUCAAACUCCUAAAUCUCAAACCCAAUGUAAAACGUCUCAUGUUCUACCACCUCGGCUGCUACGCCGGCGGCACCGCUCUCCGUGUGGCCAAAGACAUCGCCGAGAACAACAAGAAUGCACGAGUGCUCGUUGUAUGUGCAGAGAUCACUGUCCAAUGUUUCCGUGGCCCUGAAUUGACCGACAUCCCCAACCUCUGCGCCCAAGCUAUUUUCGGUGACGGUGCAGCCGCAUUGGUCAUUGGAGCUGAUCCGGUCAUCUCUAUGGAAAAACCUUUGUAUGAAAUAGUAUCAGCUAUGCAGGUUAUACUCCCCGACAGCGAAGGCGCUGUCGACGUGCAUUUAAAUGAAGCUGGAUUAACUAUCCAUUCGAGCCCACGAUUGCAAGAUAUCAUAGCAAAGAACUUAGAGCCAAGCUUGGUGGAAGCUUUUGAACCGUUGGGGAUCUCUGACUGGAAUGAAUUGUUCUGGUUGGCUCAUCCAGGAGGGCCGGGAGUGCUGGAUAGAGUGGAGGCCGAGCUUGGGUUGGGGCCGAACAAGCUCGAUGAUUCCAGGUAUGUGCUGAGAGAGUAUGGCAACAUGUCCAGUGCCACCGUGUUGUUUAUUCUGAAUAAGAUGAGAUGCCGGUCGGUGGCGGAGAAGAAGGGGACUACCGGAGAUGGGCUUGAGUUUGGAGUUCUUUGUGGGUUUGGUCCUGGACUCACAGUGGAGAUGGUGGUGCUGCGUAGUGUUCCUAUUUGAUUGAUUAGGAUUUUUUUUUGCAUGGGUGGGCGCUUGCAUUAUUGGAGUCAUUGUGUCUUUUGGUCUGUUGUAGGUGGUCGUCGUGUCUUGAUCAAAUGGGGUUGUGCUUGUAUUUGAUUAGUCCAUGUAUUUGUUCCUUUUUCA
This is a messenger RNA of Dioscorea cayenensis subsp. rotundata (Guinea yam), 1357 nucleotides long. Its product is annotated as chalcone synthase J-like. Gene Ontology annotation, biological process: polyketide biosynthetic process. Gene Ontology annotation, molecular function: acyltransferase activity, transferring groups other than amino-acyl groups. NCBI's taxonomy places the organism in Eukaryota, Viridiplantae, Streptophyta, Magnoliopsida, Dioscoreales, Dioscoreaceae. The coding region runs from base 44 to 1213 and encodes 389 amino acids. The transcript is spliced from 2 exons. The record is from RefSeq and is a predicted model, not a curated record.